AUGGCCAAGUUCUCUCCCUCUGUCUGCUACAUAAAGAUCACUGCAGCUGAAGAUGAGUCCUAUGCCCAACCAACACCCCUCCUGUUGCCCCCAGACGUGCUGGUGCUGAGUUCGGUGGGGAUCAUACGGGAGGCGCUGGUCCGGCACUGUGGGGACUGGCUGGGGCGCCCCCCCAGUUACCUGGGGUCGCUGGUGUCGCAGAGGGGGCAGGACCUGGCACUGGGGGCCCCGUGUCCCGGCUGGCGGCAGCAGCGGGGAGCGGUGCGGGGGGCGCUGGCACGGGCUGGGGCACAGCUCGGGCCCCUCCUUUGGCUGCAGGGCCGGGAGCUGUGUGAGGAGCUGCAUUCCCAUGGGGGGGCCCCCCUGGACCCUUUUGAGGUGUUCACGUUCCACACCUGCAGCACCAUCGCACGCCUUCUCUUCGGGGACCUGGUGCCCCCCCCAGGGGAACUCCGGGCCUUCUCCUGCUGCCUGGGGGAGCUGCUGCAGGUUUGGGGGUACAGCAGUGUGCAGGCUCUUGACCUGCUGCCCCCACUACGGGCCCUACCCAACCCGGGGCUGCGGAAGCUGCUGCGGCUUGUCCAGCACCGUGAUGCCUUCGUGGAGGCCCAGAUCCGGCGGCACCAGGAGUGUCCCUCCCCCCCAUCGGACACCGUGUUGGGGGCGUUGCUGGGGCGUCAUCCCGGAGCGCAGGGGGCUCCCCUGAGCCCCCCCCGGCUGCACAUGGCACUGGUUGACCUGUUCAUUGGGGGCACCGAGACCACAGCAGCCGCGCUGGGCUGGGCCGUGGCCUUCCUGCUGCACCGCCCCGAGCUGCAGGUGCGGCUGCGGGAGGAGCUGGGGAGGGUGCAGGGUCCCCCCGGGCCGGGGGACGUGGGACGCCUGCCCCUCCUUCAGGCCACUGUCAGCGAGACCCUGCGGCUGCGGCCCCCUGCGCCCCUGGGGCUGCCCCACUGCGCCCUGCGCCACACCAGUCUUGGAGGGCUCCCCAUAGUGGCUGGCACCAUCCUGGUCCCCAACCUGCUGGCAGCCCAGCAGGACCCUGUCAUCUGGCAGCAACCUGAGGCCUUCCUGCCUGAGCGGUUCCUGUCCCCGGGUGCUCCCUGGCGGUCGUUGCUGCCGUUUGGCUGCGGGGCGCGAUCGUGCCCGGGAGAGGCGCUGGCGCGGGCCGAGCUCUUCGUGUUCCUGGGGAUGAUCCUGCGGGAAUUCCGGCUGGAGCCGGGCCCGGGGGGACUGCCUGGACUUGGGGGGUCUCCAGGCACCGUGCUGCGCUGCCCCCCCUUUCGUCUGCGCAUGGUGCCUUGCCAGACCCCGGGCUCACCAUAACCCUGGGCUGCGUGACUUCCUGAAUACUCUGUGAUCCACCCGGCUCUUUCUGACCCUUCCUGAACAUACCUGACCUAUAUGUG
This is a messenger RNA of Empidonax traillii (willow flycatcher), 1409 nucleotides long. Its product is annotated as steroid 21-hydroxylase-like. NCBI's taxonomy places the organism in Eukaryota, Metazoa, Chordata, Aves, Passeriformes, Tyrannidae. Gene Ontology annotation, biological process: hormone biosynthetic process; progesterone metabolic process. The record is from RefSeq and is a predicted model, not a curated record. The coding region runs from base 1 to 1326 and encodes 441 amino acids. The transcript has 11 exons. Gene Ontology annotation, molecular function: heme binding; steroid 17-alpha-monooxygenase activity; iron ion binding.